Messenger RNA from Ixodes scapularis (black-legged tick), 2002 nucleotides. Its product is annotated as isovaleryl-CoA dehydrogenase, mitochondrial. The transcript is spliced from 12 exons. Bases 50 to 1321 code for a protein of 423 amino acids. Gene Ontology annotation, molecular function: 3-methylbutanoyl-CoA dehydrogenase activity; flavin adenine dinucleotide binding. NCBI's taxonomy places the organism in Eukaryota, Metazoa, Arthropoda, Arachnida, Ixodida, Ixodidae. Gene Ontology annotation, biological process: L-leucine catabolic process. Gene Ontology annotation, cellular component: mitochondrion. The record is from RefSeq and is a predicted model, not a curated record.
UCACAGGAGCUGGCAACUAUACACAUCACCGGCAACUUUGGUCAACAACAUGGCGGCAUCCACGACUUCUUGGAGCGGACUUCUCCGUUUAGGAAAGUUACUGGCACGUUCGCCUAGCCGGUUAACAAUUAGAACAUGUUCCUAUUAUCCCAUUUCGGAUGUUAUGUACGGAUUAACCAGCGAACAGCAAGAGCUUCGAGAAGCAGCGUUCAACUUUGCGCAAAAGGAGUUGGCCCCUCACGCGCAAGCGAUUGACAAGAGUAACCACUUUCCAGAAUUCCGUGACUUUUGGAAGAAGCUUGGGGACAUGGGCUUUAUGGGCAUCACUGUACCAGUGGAGUACGGCGGCCUCGGAGCCGGUUACUUGGAGCACUGCCUCGUUGAAGAGGAACUCAGCAGAGCUGCAGGCGGCAUAGCUCUCAGCUACGGGGCACAUUCGAACCUCUGCAUCAACCAGAUAUACCGGAAUGGAACUGAAGAGCAGAAGAGGAAAUACCUCCCCAAGCUGAUCAGCGGGGAGCACGUUGGGGCUCUGGCAAUGAGUGAAGCUGGGUCCGGUUCAGACGUGGCUUCCAUGAAGCUUUCGGCCCAGAAAGAUGGCGACCACUACAUCCUCAAUGGAACAAAGUUCUGGAUCACCAAUGGCCCGCUCGCCGAUGUCCUUUUCGUGUACGCUCGGACAAACCCCAGUGCUGCCAAGCCUCAACAUGGAAUCAGCGCAUUUAUUAUUGAAAAGAACACCCCGGGAUUCAGCAUAGGGCAGCAGCUGGACAAGCUGGGCAUGAGGGGCUCGCCAACCUCGGAACUCGUUUUUGAAGACUGCAGGAUUCCCGCGAAAAACCUGGUCGGCGAGCUCAACAAAGGGAUGUAUGUUCUCAUGAGUGGACUUGACUAUGAACGACUGGUUCUUGCGGCUGGGCCUGUUGGUAUUAUGCAAGCCAGCUGCGACAUAGCUUUCGAAUACGUUCACACUCGCAAACAGUUUGGCAAGCCAAUCGGCUCAUUUCAACUUCUCCAGGGGAAGAUAGCUGACAUGUACACCACAUUGAACGCCUGCCGGUCCUACCUGUACAGCACGGCGAGGGCAGUCGAUCAAGGCCACGUCCUGUCCAAGGAUUGCGCUGGAGUCAUCCUCUACUGUGCUGAGAAGGCGACACAAGUAGCUCUGGAUGCCAUUCAGUGUCUAGGUGGUAAUGGGUACAUCAACGACUACCCCACCGGUCGCCUCCUGCGCGACGCCAAGCUAUACGAGAUUGGAGCUGGCACAAGCGAAAUUCGAAGGCUGAUCAUUGGUAGGACAAUCAACGAGGAGUAUAAAUGAAGCCCCGUCUACUUCAAUGGCCAGGGAUGUUCCCGAAGAACUGUUCCUCUAUAGGACUGGAAUGAAAGAGAAGAUUAUUUUAUUGGAAUUCUGUGCAAGUGUAAUUUUGUCUUGCCUUCAUCUAUUCUUUUUUCUUUAAUUUGGCUUUGGUUGACCUUUUUGACAAUAUCAGUUUCUCAGGCCCCUGUGGCCCACUAUUACUGCAUUUUUCUAGUGGAGGAGGGACUUUAUUAUUUGUGUUUGAUUGUGGUCCCUGAAUGUCAAUUUGAUUGAAUGAGAUUUUUGGAUGGCUUCAUUGGUUAGGUUGUAGUGUUUUUGGAAAGAGAUUAUGUUACAAUGUUGCAUUUUUGCCAGUCACAACAGCUUCUAUGGCAUUUAGGUCAACAUUUUUUAAAAUUAUUUAUGGGGAUCAUCCACUGUCGAGGUUACAGUACAGUAGAGUAGAGGGUAAAAGUACUAAAAGUGGAAGUGUCUAUUUCUCCACUUGUACCAUUCCUCUGCAUUUUGUGUGACUAGCUUAUUUUGUGACCGAACUUAUGGCUUUUAUUAUGCAUCAGCAAGUCGUGUUGUGUGCUAGCUGAAUCUUAUUUGAAUUAUGUAGGUGUUUGUACAAAUGUUAAUGGAGCAUUCACUAAAAACACCUGGAAUUCAGAAUAAAACUUUGUUGAGAUUUAAUUAUUA